Messenger RNA from Batrachochytrium dendrobatidis JAM81, 2610 nucleotides. RefSeq lists its product as uncharacterized. NCBI's taxonomy places the organism in Eukaryota, Fungi, Chytridiomycota, Chytridiomycetes, Rhizophydiales. The coding region runs from base 1 to 2610 and encodes 869 amino acids. The transcript is spliced from 4 exons. The record is from RefSeq and is a predicted model, not a curated record. Gene Ontology annotation, molecular function: protein binding.
AUGGGCAUUAUCAAGCAUUUGGAUAUUAUUCCUUCAAUUGAUCCGUCACUUUCAUCAUCAGAGUUUAUAGUGGAAGCAGGAUGGGGCACUAUCUCGUCCAUUGUUGGUGUAAUCCGUCUUGCAACAUCCAAGCCACUUAAAGAAGCGAAAAUUAUACUUGAAUUUCAAGGUGAAUCAGAAACCUUUUGGGUUGGUUCCAAGGUUCGCAAACCAGGCGAUCCUCCUGGAGAGACCUUUGCUCGUCGAUUUCAGCUUGUGACAACUGUUGUUAGAGACUCAAAAGAAGCUUUAGAACCCAACGAGUUUGGAUCCAUUACAUUGCCAUUUAAAAUCAAUUUACCAGCACAAGGAUUGCCACCUUCGUUUACUGAUUCCAGAGGAUGUAUUAAAUAUAGUCUCAAAAGUACAUUGACAUGGUCAGAAACCUUUCAUCUACUAGCGCCAACGCACGUGGCUAGAGCUCUCAUAAAAAUUGUCAUGCCUCGUUCGCAUCGACUAAAACUCCUUCAAACCCCAUCUACUUUGGAAUUUGAUACGGUUUACGAUCCCAACAAGUGCACUUGCGCCAUUCGAUUGCCGACACGUGUGUAUAUUCCUGGACAGCAAUUCACGAUACAAUUUGCAAUUCCCUAUGUGCCAGCCGGAAGGUCCGUUUCUGCUGUUCAAGCAUCAAUAGAAGCCAAUACAACCUAUAGAUCGGUUACAAGCGAUGGCACCAAAAGAAAUAGAAAUGCUGUUGUAUGGAACCCCUUUCCACUUGCAUUUGGCAAGGAAAUGCCUGCACCAGAUGAACAGGACACGUCUGACCUUGCCCAUCCAUCAGUGUUUUGUGGUACCAUUCAACUUUCCACUGAAGCAAAAUAUCAUCAACCUACGAUUGAGAGCUCCAUUAUUUCAUCACGCUCAGUCGUCAAAUUUCAGGUAUAUUUGGAUGGAAAUGAAGACCCUCAUGUGGCUUUUGAAACUGCAAUCGUAGUGAUUCCCGCAGAUACGAUCAAGGAAACUGCAGCAUUGAAAGCUUUGGAGAUUGCACGGGAGCAGAUUCGGCCAGCACAUGAGAUUGCAGCCAGCACAUCUACUCAUCUACAUGCCCAACAUGUCAAAAAGCCAAAUUUCACCACUACAGCUACCAUCACAACACGUAUUCCUGUAAACUCUACUAGUGAUGAUGGUGCACCCAUAACUCCAUCGAGUGGUCCUGCAAGUCCAAGCUUAUAUGGCGUCAACUGCUUCCCAGAAAGUCAUGGUACACACUCGGUCCACUCCAGUCGUAACACUGUCGCUAGUAGCAAUUCUGGCAUGUAUUCUUGUAUAUCUUCCGGAGAUGGUUUCGAAAACCAUAUUCCCACAAGGUUCGCAUCUCGCAAAUAUUCUGUGUCGUUGAGAAGUUUAGACGCGCAAGAUUCGCAACAUAGUGAUACCGACACACGCUUACUAAAAAAUCGGUCUGCUAUUCAAGACAGUGGAUACGAGUCAGUGCGAUUGCCAUCCAUAUCAAAGGAUCCGACUAGUCCUCUUGAUAUUCAAACCCCAGACCAUUCUUUCGCAACACAGCGUAUGAGUUAUGAGGAUGACAAAGACUCCAAUAACUUGAUUACUAUAGAUGAGUUGGUUGAGCAAUUGGCAGACGUCAAUUUGACUCGCAAAGAUGCUGGAGAUCCCAUGUUUUUUAAAAAAACAAUUCCAACCCAAAUGCCAUCUGAUGCUAAUGCUCCUGGUAAAACCAUUGUCAACAAGCUUAUUGCCAGGCUUGAUUCUCAACAUUCCAUGGGAUUUUACGAAUCCAAAGUAAACACUGCUCCAUCAAAUGUAGUAAACGAGACUACAGAUUCAACUUCAGAUGAUGAAACUAGCACUUGCAAAUUAAAAAAUCUUUUAGAUGAUCUUCAAGACCAUCCAAGCAAGUCUUUGAUCAAGCCACACAAUGCGAGUUUACCUAAAUCUCAAGUAUUGCUUAGUAAAACACGAUCCACGCAAAUACAACAGAUUGAUAGUUUAUUGGAAUCGUUGUUGGCAUUCGAGCAAGUGAAUCAAACUAUUGAAUAUGAUGAUGCUGCUUUUCCAGCAUCAUUGGCAUCAAAGCAACAGAUUUCAAAAGGCACAGACUCUACACAACCAAACAACAACAGCUUUCACCAACCCAAAACUAACAAUCCCAAAGCGGUAUUUAAAGAAUUCGAUUUGGAAAUUCCUCUUGCCGUUCCACAACUUUCAUUACAACGACCAUCAAUAGAUAUUAUAGGUGGUCCGCGUACCUCGGCAGAUCUGCGUUAUUUUAACCAAAAGUUUUUGGGAUAUCCACAAUGCCAAUCGCCAUUGUCUGUGAGUCAUGGUGAAAUGCAAACAAUGACUGCACCCACCUCCACUUUAUUUGAUGCUUUAAAUAAUCUGUCAUAUGAACAAAAAAAAGCUGCCAAGUUUAUUGUCAUGGUUUUGCAUACUCCACAUCAACCCGAUGAACUGCCACUUAUUGUUGGUGAUAUAGUGUGUAUUCGCAAAAUAUUUCGUGAUGGAUGGUGUUGGGGAUACAAAGUGUUGACCAAAUCCGAGGGAUUGUUCCCAAUCAAAAAAGUCCAGCUAUACGACCCAUAUCAAAUGGAUCAAUUGUAA